Messenger RNA from Musa acuminata AAA Group (dessert banana), 1091 nucleotides. Its product is annotated as NDR1/HIN1-like protein 13. The record is from RefSeq and is a predicted model, not a curated record. The transcript has a single exon. Gene Ontology annotation, cellular component: plasma membrane. Bases 37 to 1029 code for a protein of 330 amino acids. Lineage: Eukaryota; Viridiplantae; Streptophyta; Magnoliopsida; Zingiberales; Musaceae.
CUCUUCUACCCACUCUGCAAUAGUCCGUCUCCUCUCAUGGUGGAGCGGGUGCCGCCCUGCACACCGCCCUCGCCGGAGCCUCAGCCAGCCCCCAGUGCUCUCCUUGACACUGUCCCCGUGCCGGCCGAUCCUAAUCCCGGUCCCGAUCCCGAUCCCAAUCCCUCGCGUCGCCUUGGCACCUACGUCGUCCGAGUGCCCAAGGACCAAGUCUACCGCGUUCCUCCGCCCGAGAACGCCAAACUAGCGGAGCGGUACCGCAACCAAAACAGGAGCCGGCGGCGGGGGAGCCCCUGCCUUUCCUGCCUGAAAUGCAUCCUCGGUGACGCCUUCCUCGUCUUAUUACUCAUCGUGGCUGUCACCGUCAUAUUCUUCGUCGUGGUAAGGCCUGGGGCUCCGACGUUCACAGUCCAGCGUCUCUUCGUCAAAAGCCCCCGCAGCACCACGGGAGCGCACCCGAAGCCGGAGUAUGAUCUCACGAUGAGCGUCAGGAAUCCAAGUCGCGGGAUGGGUUUCUCCUACGAGGCCGGAGGGAGGGCGGUCAUCAACCACGGCACCGUGGAAAUCGCGGCGGGAACGACGCCGGUGUUCGUCCAACGCCACGGCAACACGACCUCCAUUCGGCUGGUUCUUCGUGGCUCCAAUGCCUUGCUGCCGAAAGAGAUCGGCAGGAAUCCAAGUCGCGGGAUGGGUUUCUCCUACGAGGCCGGAGGGAGGGCGGUCAUCAACCACGGCACCGUGGAAAUCGCGGCGGGAACGACGCCGGUGUUCGUCCAACGCCACGGCAACACGACCUCCAUUCGGCUGGUUCUUCGUGGCUCCAAUGCCUUGCUGCCGAAAGAGAUCGGCAGGAGCAUGAAGGGCUCGAAGAACGCCGUUGACAUUAGUCUUAUGGCUAAGCUCACGGUGAGCCCGAGGGUUGGGGUAUUGGAGAUGUGGGCUAAGAGCAUGGACGUAACUUGCGAUGUUCAAGUCAUUGGAAUGGUGAAGCAGGCACAGAUCUCCUCACAGCACUGCAACACAAAGCUUUAACUGUGAAUAAGGUUUUUGGUUCUUCGAAUUGGUGUUUUUCUUCUUCUUCCUCCCUCUCAUUU